CGUCAGACGGAUCAGACCAAUAUGAUCAUGGCCACCGAGUCCUAUUCCAUGAUAGAUCUCCGGUCAAUGCGCCAUGACGGAUGCACGGACUUUGGUGGUGCGUUUCUCUUUCCUUGGUCCCAACACGAUGCCAACGGCCACUGGACGGCGACGUGACAGUGGCAGAGACGAAAGCGGCUGUUCCACGCUCGCCCCUCCACUAACCCCCCCGCCAUGCCUGGCUGUGCCUGUGUAUUGCCUUGAUGGCGCCCACACAGCCUAUGGAUUGCUCAACUUUAAACGCGCGCUGACGUCCAUGGCUCGAGGAAUGAGCCGUGCGCUGCAUCGAGUCGACGGCAUCCCGAAGCACGAAUGAAACCCACGUUUCCUCUGGAGAUCCCACGCUAUAUGGCGGAUAACUGUGCUCCAGACGAAGGCGAUUCUAUUCCCAGCUUGAUGCCUUCUACUGUCGCAACCUGUCCCCAGCCCUUUGUCGGGAACAAUCGGAGAUGUCUUGCUCUGACGGCCUUGAGAUAGCCUUGAGAUAUAUAAGCCGCGGUGCCCACUCGUGUACUGUUGACAAAUCCCCCAGACUAAUAUAAGUACUAGUGUCAGACGCAGAUUCACCAUGGCUCAGUUCCACCCUGUCUAUUCCCAAGAGUCCUUGCUGGAUAAGGUCGUUCUCAUCGUAGGUGGUGCCAACGACAUCGGAGCCGAGUUCAUCAACAUAUGUUGCAAGCACGAUGCCCUGGUCUGCAUCGGUGACAUCGAAGAAGGCAAGGGAGAGAAACUCGUCCAUGCGUGCUCACGGUUGUACCCCAGUCACUCAUCUGCACCCCGGGCCAUCUUCCACAAGACCGACGUUACCAAUUACCAAUCCGUCGUUGACCUGUUCGAAGCCACCUUCAAGGCCUUUGGACGGAUCGACCACGUCAUCUCCGCCGCUGGCAUCCCCGAGAAUGGCAACUGGUUCGACUAUGGACUGUCGUUGCAGAAUGUUCGACAGGAACCGGACCACAAAGUCCUCGAUGUAAACCUACUGGGAACCCUCUACGUGACCCGUGUAGCCAGCGUCUACCUCCGUCACAACCGGAACAUCAUCGAUCAUUCCACGAACACCGACCGAUCCAUCCUCCUCAUGUCCUCCGUUGCCGGAUUCAAGGACGCACCCGGUAUGUUCCUCUACCAAGCGUCCAAGCACGGGGUGAUCGGUCUCAUGCGCUCGCUGCGCGCGUACAUUGCGUCUCCAACCGAGCAUAACCUCCGGAUCAACACCAUAUGCCCAAAUCUGACGGACGCGGGAGUGAUUAACGGUGUGCGCGAGGAAUGGGCCAAGGCGAAUCUCCCGCUGAACGCACCGCUUGACGUCGCAAAGGUCCUGGCCGGCGUGGUCUGUGAUCCCUCGCUGAAUGGCAAGUCGAUGUACGUGGAGGGCGGACGCGCCUGGGAAUUCGAGGAUAGUCUCACCCGUCUCGAGCCGGAGUGGCUGGGCGAGCAGCCGUCGCAGACGCUGGCGCAGAGCAGACAGGUUAUUCAGAACGGAGUGCUGCGGAGCAACAAGAGCAAGAGGCGGAAUAGCAAGAUCAAAUUCAAUGGCCUAGGUCUACCACCGCCGAAAAAGGUGACCAUCACCAACGGGCAUUAGAUGCGAGGGAAAGAAUUGGAUUAUUUAUACCCAGUAUCUACACGCCAGCUCGACAGGACGACUUGAUGACUGCUAAUGCGUUCACCAUUCUAGAUCUUGGAUUGGUAUAUUUUUAUUCAAAUUUUGUUUUUUGUUCAAUUUUGUUCAAUUUUUAUUUUUUUAUUAUUUUUUAUUGUUAAUUUUUAUUUUUCCCCCCCCCGUUUCGACUGGGUGGCUACGUUCAACUGAAUACUUGGCCAUUUCCAUCACAACCUGCAUACUUACGCAAAGUCUUCAAUAAUUCCCUGA
Molecule: messenger RNA, 1912 nt
Organism: Monascus purpureus
Lineage: Eukaryota; Fungi; Ascomycota; Eurotiomycetes; Eurotiales; Aspergillaceae
Source: the annotation of a GenBank genome assembly